UAUAUAUAUAUAUAUGUAUAUAUCUCUUCCCACAUCACCAAACCAACCAAAGGUUAGGAAAAAAAAAGAAAGAAAGAAAGAAAGAAAAAGACCACAACAUUGAGCACCAUGGAUUGGUACUCCUGGUUAUCAAGAACCACCCUUGAGCCCUCUCUUGUGUAUGAGUACGGCUUCAUGUUCACCCGAAACGAGCUCGAGGGCGACGAUGUCGCGUACUUCGACCACGAGUUCCUGAAGAGCAUGGGCAUCUCCAUAGCCAAGCACAGGUUGGAGAUCCUCAAGCUAGCCAUGAAGGCCAAGAAGAAGAGUAGGGGAGGAGUCGGAGGAGGCUCCAUGACCACUACUACUCAACACAUGCACAAGCUCCUCACCACCGCUCUAAAGAGGACCAAGAGUUGCAUAUCAAAGUACAUGCACACAUUGGUUCAUCCGAACCGCCACGACUCCUCGUCGAUCGUAAUCGUGCGUGGAGAUCGGCGGCGGGGAACGGAAGGGGUGCUUAAGAGGGAUAGGAAGAUGGUGGUGGUGCAACAAGGGAGGUUGAUGUUCACAAAUGGUGGUGUUAAGGUGAGUAGUAAUUGUCCUUCUCCUCUAUCAAGGAGUGCAACUAGUCCAAUGGUGAGUAGUUGUCAUUGUAAGAGUGGUGAGGGCGAUGAUGAUGAUGAUAAUGAUGAUGAUGAUGGGUAUAGGGGGAGUAAUGAUGGGAAUACAUUCAAGUGGGAUUCAAUGUUUAAGGAUUUGAAGCCCACAUGAUGAUGAGUUUUAUGUGAACCUAACUUUGUAUGUGUUUGAGAUGACCAUUUUCUUUUUCUUUUUCUUUUUUUGUUUUGUUUGGGAUCCUUUUGGUGUGUAGGUUGGUAGUAUAUAUUAUUUCUCAUAUAUAAAUAUAUAUAUAUAUAUAGAGAGAGAGAGAGAGAGAGAGAGAGAGAGAAUUAGGAUAUGAGAUGUCAUUACUCUUCAUAAGUUGCAAUUAAAGCUAUUAUUGGUUUGUGUUU
Molecule: messenger RNA, 995 nt
Organism: Ananas comosus (pineapple)
Lineage: Eukaryota; Viridiplantae; Streptophyta; Magnoliopsida; Poales; Bromeliaceae
Exons: 1
Coding region: 109-753 (214 amino acids)
Molecular function (GO): protein binding
Source: RefSeq, a predicted model, not a curated record